This is a messenger RNA of Solea senegalensis (Senegalese sole), 864 nucleotides long. Its product is annotated as G1/S-specific cyclin-E1-like. Lineage: Eukaryota; Metazoa; Chordata; Actinopteri; Pleuronectiformes; Soleidae. Gene Ontology annotation, cellular component: nucleus; cyclin E2-CDK2 complex; cytoplasm. Gene Ontology annotation, molecular function: cyclin-dependent protein serine/threonine kinase regulator activity. Gene Ontology annotation, biological process: regulation of cyclin-dependent protein serine/threonine kinase activity; G1/S transition of mitotic cell cycle. The record is from RefSeq and is a predicted model, not a curated record.
ACAUGCGCAUUGUACAUUAGUUGGCGCCAGUGGCUGCAGUGUUGGAGGCAAGUUUGACUUGAACUGAACCACAGGAGGACUGCAGCAGCCACAGCCAUGACCAGACAAAGAACCACCGUGUUCUUGAAGGUGUUGCCAAGCUUCCUAUUGUCUUUGAGUCUCCGGUGAAGGGAGCCCCUAUCCAAUUGUUUCUCAUGAGGACAUCUUGGUGAAAAUGGUUGGUAAAGAGCAGAAUGACAGACACCGUAAGAGCUUCAUGCAGAAACAUCCCAGCUUACAACCCAGAAUGAGGUCAAUUGUGCUUGACUGGUUGAUUGAGGUGAGUGAGGCGUACACCCUUCAGUGGCAGACGCUCUACUUGGCACAGGACUACUUUGAUCGCUUCAUGUUGACCCAGAACAAUGUGGAAAAGGAUGAGCUGCAGCUCAUAGGCACCACCUGUCUUUUUAUUGCAUCUAAAAUGGAGGAAGCAUGUCCUCCAAAGCUGUCACAGAUGGCUUAUGUGACUGCAGGGACAUACUACGAAGAGAUUCUUCAAAUGGAGAGAAUCAUUUUGAAGGCUCUGCAUUGGAAGCUCUGUCCUGAAACAGCCAUCUCGUGGCUGAAUCUUUACCUCCAGAUGUUGUGGAUGAACGCCGGCUCUGACCUGCUGGAGCCACUGUUUCCACAGGACAUUUACAUACAAAUGACACGGGUAUGUGAUUGGUUCGGUGUCUUUUAUUUAUUUAUUUGAGGCCGAGACACAAAUCUCGGCCUCAAAACUGACCUUCAUUGAGAUGAGAUUAAUUGGGGACCGGCAUGAGUGUUUGACUUUUGGCUUGAUUGUUAAAAAGUUGAUCAGUUACUGUGAUAAAUUAACAAGAU